AUGCCUACUUGGAGUACCUUUUCUGGCUCUCUCUUGCCGCCGCUCUUCCUUCCAAUCGUCUAUCUUUAUCCGGUCCACUUUGGCCAAUCUGUAUGCACAACUGAUCGAUUGUCCGCUUGUCGAUUUAUGCCGUCGCCCGCUUGUGCGAUCGACCUGUCAGCAAAUAAAUUGUCUUUGUGUCUCUUCUUCUCCUCGCUUGUCCAUUAUCCACUCAUCUUUGUUUGCUCUCCGCCGUGCGCACGUGUGUGUCGCUGUACAUGUGCUCAAAUGUCCACCUCUCUGCACCCUUGUGUCCCCACGGCUCUAUGCGUCCUGUCUUCCCCAUCCGUGUGCUUUCUUCUGCCCACACUCGGCCCCGUCGAGGGCCCCUGCUCACUCGAGAAGUCCUCUCGCUGCGCCCAUCUUUCGUCAUUUCCGCUCCUCUUCCCGUCUCGAUCGCCAUUUUGGCGUCGUUUUCUCUCCUCUUCGGCCGUCCCCCGUUGCCACAGCAACAAUCCACUCAGCCGAGUCCACCUCGAGGCCACCUCAUGGUCGGCAUCGUCAGCUUCGGCUGCAUUCCGAUUUGACACCACCGCAUGUCGGCCGAGCUUAUCUCGGCCUGACGAAGUGUUGCCGUGGCAACUGGCAGCAGUGACGAUGCGUCAUCGGUCAUUCGGUCUUCGCCCCAUUCCCAAGGAGGAUGUUGUGUGUCUGGCGGUCGUGAGGGCAGCAUUGCACGAAUAA
Messenger RNA from Protopolystoma xenopodis, 723 nucleotides. The record is from the annotation of a GenBank genome assembly. NCBI's taxonomy places the organism in Eukaryota, Metazoa, Platyhelminthes, Monogenea, Polystomatidea, Polystomatidae.